This is a messenger RNA of Electrophorus electricus (electric eel), 3796 nucleotides long. It is a transcript of the gene asph, whose product is annotated as aspartate beta-hydroxylase. Gene Ontology annotation, biological process: peptidyl-aspartic acid hydroxylation. The record is from RefSeq and is a predicted model, not a curated record. NCBI's taxonomy places the organism in Eukaryota, Metazoa, Chordata, Actinopteri, Gymnotiformes, Gymnotidae. Gene Ontology annotation, molecular function: peptidyl-aspartic acid 3-dioxygenase activity. Gene Ontology annotation, cellular component: membrane; endoplasmic reticulum.
AAUAACCCACAAGACCAGGCCAGGUUCCAUAUCGGGCAGCGGCCAAAUUCACUUCGAACAAAAGCAGUUGGCAGCUGGGGCUGGGCAGAGGUUUGGGACAGUACAGGGCUGCGCGACGCUCUCUUUCCCCUGCUCUCUGGAGGGAUGGGGGAGCCGAAGGCUGAAGUGAAGGCGAUGGAACAGGAAGCAGAGGUUAAGCAACAGCUGGCAAGUAAGAAUGGAAAGAAGCCAGAAGGUUCCUCCUUCUUCACCUGGUUCAUCGUCCUGGCUCUCCUGGGAGUAUGGACCUCUGUAGCUGUGGUCUAUUUCGAUCUUGUUGACUAUCAGGGUGUCAUUGCCAAGGCACAGGACUUGCGUUAUAAUCUUUCAGAGAUAUUACAAGGUAAACUUGAAUCCUAUGAUGCUGAUGGCGAUGGUGACUUUGACGUGGAGGAUGCCAAAGUACUACUAGGAUUGGCAGAUAAGCCUAACGUUGAGGGGCCGAGCCCACCUGCUAAAGAAGAGGCCCCUGCAGCAUCUGAUGAAGCUCCAGAACCAGAGUCUGUUGUAGAAGAAGAGAUCCGAGCUGUUGAUGCUGAAGAAACAGGUCAACUUCCACCAAUUAUGGAGCCAGAGCCUGUAGCUGUGGAGGAAGACUUUGAGGCAGUGGAGGAAGACUUUGAGGCAGUGGAGGACGACUUUGAGGCAGUGGAGGACGACUUUGAGGCAGUGGAGGACGACUUUGAGGCAGUGGAGGACGACUUUGAGGCAGUGGAGGACAACUUUGAGGCGGUGUGGGAGGAGCCUGAGGUGGUGUGGGAGGAGCCUGAGGUGGUGUGGGAGGAGCCUGAAGCAGUGGAGGAGGAAGAAGUGGAAGAAGAAGUUCCUGAGGAAGAGCCUGUAGUUGUGGAGGAAGAGCCAGAAGUACUAGAUGAAGAGGUAGAGCCAGUUCAGGAACAGGAGGCCAUCCAGAAAGCUACCACUCCUGAGGAGGCAUUUGAGGAAGCAGACUACGCUGAGCUGGUAGCCCCUGUUGAAGAGACUGUCCCUGUUGAAACAGCUGCCUCUGUUGAGGAGACAGUCGAGGAGGCUGUCUAUGCUGGGGGGGCAGUCAUAGAAGAGGCUGAAACCUCCGAAGAGCCUGACACUGCUGUGGAUGUGGCCCCCAGUGAACAAGCUGCCCUUACUGAAGAGGAACUCGAGGCUUCCUCUGUUGAGGAGACAGAAGAGGAAAUAGUAGAAGAGGCUGCACCAGCUGAGAAGGCUGAAGAGGACAAGUGGCCAGUGGAAGAGGCAAUAGAGCUAGCGGCACCUGUUGAAGAGAAUAUAGAAGAGGGAGCUCCUGACGAGGAGGAAGCACUUGAGGAAGUGACAGUGGAGGCAGUAGCAGAACAUAAGGAAGAACUUCCCGAAGAGCAGGUAGAUGUGCCAGCAGAGGAGGAGCCUUUGGAUGAGACAGAGAUGGACACAACAGAAGACAGUGCAGAAGAUAUACAGGAAAAAGAGGCGCUCACAGGAUCUGACACAACAGGAGAAACGGACACAGAAUCACUGACUCAAACAGAAGUGUUUGAAGAACAACCACCACCUCAGGAGGAGACAGCAGUGGAGGAUACUUCUGAUGAGGAUGAGCAGGAAGAGGAAGCUAUAGAGUACUUUGAACAGGACGAGCUUCAGGAUGAGCCAACAGAAACGUAAAACCACGGGGCUGCGUGUCGUACCCGAUACGAGGCAGCCCGUGUUCCACUGCACAUGAGGGCGUCCGUUUUUCCAUGACGGAGGAGCAGCGUGGACAAAGCCAGCAUCCGAUUGGGCUUGUGUGUUUUUGGUUUUUUGUUUGUUUUAUUAAACACUCAAAUAUAUUUAAUGAGAAUAUGUGAUUUCUUAUGUAUAUGUUAAGGACACAUUUUUACAAAUACCUUUUCAUUUUUCCCUCUUUUGAAUCUUGUUGUAUUUCUGUUUCCAUUCACUUGUGAGUUUUCAAAGCCUUUCUUUCUUUUUUUUAGAGUAGAUGCUAAUCAUUUUAUCACCACUAUGUGUGGCUUGGUUUUCAAAUAGAAUCCCAUUUCUGUGUAUACAAGCAGAGGUACAUGUUGCUUUGUCUGAUUUUGAAUUCAGUGCUGUUGAUUUGUCUCUUGGAAUAUAAAAACUGAUGAGUUAAUGUGAAGGUACUAUGCAAAGCUGCACUGAUCUUUGACAGUGGUUUCACUUUACAGUUUCAUAAUACCAUGAUGUAUUGAGGUGACUCUUCUGAUGUUGCAUAUCAAAGGCAAAUUUAUGCUGGCAGGUUAACUAAGACAAUUGUCAGGGUGUGAGUAUGUGUGUUUGUUUGUAUAAAAAUGCAUCUUGGCUAAACAAUCCUAUGAGCCGUGUUGCCUGUUUGAAUCUUUCUGUGAUGAUUCGUUUCCAUGAGCUUAUUUGUACCUCCUUUGUUUAGUACAUUUUAAUACUGUAUGUUUUGCACAUAUCUGAAGCCAAGGAAAGAGUGUUUUUACAUUUCAUAUUAAGUUGGAAAGUGCUUAUUUUACAAGGGUUUGGGGUCAUUCAUAGACUUGUCUUUCCCUUGUUUUUGUUUCCUUGUAUGCAUUCUGAUUAAAUUGACAUGUGGGACAAGCUAAUGACUGUGGCACUGCUCCUGUAUGUACUUCUAGAGUAUGGGAGGCCAAAGAGCACAAGUACCUCUUAAACAAGUGUCAUGUUUUAUACUUGUACUAGUCAUUUCAGUUGUCCUGAGCAGCUCUGCUUUAAACACACACUCCUGCUACUUUGUGUAUAAAGGUUUGAGAGACAUUGAAUGUGUGGGUAACUUUUCCCAGAGAGAAUCAAUUAAUAGAAAACUCCAUGGACUUAAGAAGAGGGAGGAACAAUUAUUUUCUGGCAGUUGAAGGACAUCUGUGUAUCUGUGUUAUUCUUUGGACAAAGUACCCAUCGUUUAGAUAUUUGUGUUGAUUUAACUGAAUUGGUUAGAUGUUAUGGGAUAGUUGUGUGGUAAGGUAUCUAUCUCAGCCCUUAUGCCUCAGUAAUAUUUGUAAAAGGCAGUGCUGUAAAAUCCAUAAGGGAUGAUGUCUGGGUGUAUUUGAUCACUUUCAAAUCUUAACAAAGUAUAUGUAGUUUGUUUACUAUUAACACCCUUGAUAUUGUUAAGUGAAGCUCAGUCAUGUCAACUGUGUCACUGUGGAUUCAACAGUUUCUCUUUCUUCUUCCAUUCUUUUGUGUAGUGUUUUAUUGUGUAUACAUUAUGGACAUAAGAGGCCUGCCAGGAUAAAUAUUGUUAAUGUUGUGACAAAUUAUGAUUUCAGAAUAUGUAGAACAGUUGCAGUAUAGUUUUAGGGGAUUUUUCCCCUAAGGGAAAAUCACUAAGGGGUCUUUUCUAUUCAACUUUUAAAGUCAAUGUGAAUUUUUAAAGUGCUAUAAACUUUGCAUAUUACAAAAAUUACAAAUAGAUUUUUAAAAGAAUUUGAAAGUCUUUCUAGUCAGAUUUUUUAAAUUGAAGAAAUAAUGUUAAUGUUUCAAAGCCAUAGAUAUCAGUGGGGUUCACCUUGCUGUUUAUAUUUUAAGAGAAAGAGCUACAGCAGUAGAUUGCAGCGGCAAUGCAGCUGUAGAUCUAGCUAUAAUUUGUUUAUUGUUUUGCUGUCAAUGUUUGUUUAAAACAAGAGUUUAUGCAAGUAUGUUUUCAGGUUUACAUGAUAUCCUGCUGUAUAGGCUAAAAUAUUUUAAGUUAUUGCAAUUUUAGGGACUUUUAGGUAACUGGUCACAAUUCUGUAAACAAUUGUAAAGUUUCUGUUUAGUGCUGCAAUAAAGGUUUGGACAGAUGGAA